AUGAUCGACUUGAUAAUCACAAACAAAGCCGAUUUGGUGGAAAAUAUUAAAACAGCAGACACUGGAAUAUCCGAUCACAAUCUAGUAUCCUUCUCUAUGGAUUUUAAGCCAAGAAAGGUGCCUCCCAGGAUAGUAACUAUAAGAAACUGCGAGAAAAUGGAGAUAGAAAAAUUCAAGUUUGAUCUACAAAAUGCUCCAUGGUCUACUUGUGAAAUGUUCGAAGAUGUCGAAGACAAGUGUUCAGUAUGGACAGAUAUAUUCAAAGACAUAUGUGAAGAACAUGCGCCAAAAAGAAAAGUUAAGCUUCGACGACAAACAUUGCCAUGGAUGAGCGGUGCAUUGAGACACAAAAUGAACAGGAGAUACAAGGCUUUGCAGAAAGCAAAGAAAGAAAGAAACAACGAAGGACUGUGGAAAGAAUACCGGAAGUUGAGGAAUGAGGUGACAGCAGAAUUAAGGAGAGCUAAAUCAACCUACUUUGCGGAGCUUGCAAAUUGUCCAAAAAUAAACACACGGAAGUAUUGGAAAAUUCUAAAUCAAGCCAGUGGGAAGGAAUCAAACAUGAAGACCAUUCGUGCGAUUAAGUCAGAUACUGGCGCAUUGGUCACAAAUGAUAGAGAGAUAGCAAAUAUAUUGAAUAAGCAUUUCGCAACUACAGGAGAAAAGUUAGCAGGUCUCUUAAACAGCCACUACGUGCCAACAGUAGAGCUCAUUGAUCGAAUAUCCCCAACCGUUAUGGAAAUUGAUAUACAGGAAGAGAAUGUAAAAGAGAACUUGUUAAGGCUCAAUACACAUAAAGCGACUGGCCCAGAUGACUUGCCACCGAUUUUGCUGAGAGCAGCUGCCGAAGAAAUCGCACCAUCAUUGACAGAUAUUUUCCAAACAAGUGCAAGGACUGCUACUCUACCCAGUUUGUGGAAGGUGGCAAGAAUAGCAGCAGCAGCACAUAAAAAAGAUGAUGAGAGAGACAGAGAUAAUUAUAGACCAUUAUCCAUGCUGUGCACUCCAAGCAAAUUAAUCGAGAAGGAAGUACACAAAAUCUUAGUUAACCAUAUUGAUAUCAAUCCUGGUUUACUAAAUCCAAAUCAGUGGGCAUACAGGAAAAAUAGUUCAACGGAAGCACUGUUGUUACAUAGGACAGAGAUAUGGAGGAAAGCAGUCGACAGCAAUAGAGUGGUGGGAGUUGUCUUCAUCGACUUUAAGAAGGCUUUUGACGCUGUCCCUCAUCACCAACUACUGCUAAAGUUACAGCGGGCAGGCAUCUCUGGAAAUUUGUUGUUGUGGAUCCGAAACUACCUCUGUAACCGACGCCAAUUCACUAAAAUAGGACUGUGCGAUUCUGAAAGAGAGGGUGUUGACUACGGGGUGCCACAAGGAUCAGUCCUGGGGCCCCUAUUAUUCGCACUCUUUUGCGAUGAUCUUCCGGACUGUGCACGGCACGAUGAUGAAGAAUUAGAAAUGUACGCUGAUGAUACGACCUUGACUAGUAUAGGCGAAACAGUUGACCAAGUGAUCCUCAAACUAAAUGAGACAUUAGGCCUUGUGAGUGAAUGGUGUUACAAAAACGGAAUGACGGUCCAUCCAGCCAAAACAGAAGCCAUGCUCAUUAAACGCGGAACUUUCGUAGGUCCUCUACCACCAGUACAGUUAAAUGGUAGUUUAGUGAAGUGGCGUAAAGAAGUCAAAAUCUCUAGGAGUGACUUUGGACAAUAA
Molecule: messenger RNA, 1713 nt
Organism: Paramuricea clavata
Lineage: Eukaryota; Metazoa; Cnidaria; Anthozoa; Malacalcyonacea; Plexauridae
Source: the annotation of a GenBank genome assembly